AUGAAAAGAAAUCAGUUGAUCAGCCUCGCGCUUCUUGCGCCGAGCUGUCAAGCAUACGUCUGGCCCAGCCAGUACGACCAGUUUGAAGACCUCUUGUUUUUGCAAUCUGGGUACAUCAAAGAUGGAACACUAUCGGAUCAAGUCAUGACCUGCGAUUUUGGCGCUGGCCAGCCCGGUAUUCAGAAAGCCGCAGAAUGGGUACGAACUGCCUUCCACGACUCCGUUACACAUGACGCCAAAACCAAGAUUGGCGGUUUGGACGCCUCGAUACAAUACGAGCUUGACCGACCAGAGAACUUGGGUGCUGCACUCAAUAACACCUUGGCCGACAUAUCUAGUUCAGUCGACAUCAGGAGCUCCGCAGCCGACGUUUUGGCCUUGUCAUUAGUCAUGUCCGUGGCUCGUUGCGCCAAUAUGCGCGUUCCUUUGAGACUAGGCCGCAAGGAUGCGACGGAAGCUGGUAUCAAAGGCGUACCGGAAGCCCACACGGAUCUCGACACCACCAGGAAGAGGUUUGAGACUGCCAGCCUAAGCGAAACCGACAUGAUCACUUUGAUUGCUUGUGGUCACAGCAUUGGUGGUGUUCACUCUGUUGAUCACCCCGAGAUUGUUUCUGGUCCAGUCAGCGCAGAAAACAAGGCGAGUUUCGAUACCACCCUGGGCGUAUUGGACAACAACGUGGUAUUGGAAUACCUUGACAACUCGACAGCCAACCCAUUGGUUGUCAACCCCAACAACACGUUGAACUCCGACAAGCGAAUCUUUGCUGCUGACGACAACAAAACCAUGCGUAAGCUUGCCGAUAAGGCUUACUUCAAGUCCCAGUGUGAGGCUGCAUUCGAGAAAAUGCUUAGUCUUGUACCAGGCGAUGUCACACUGACGGAGCCCUUGGAGCCAGCCGACAUCCGUCCUUACAUCUCAUCCUACUCACUCAAGGAUGGCUCAAUCGAGUUCUCUGGACGCAUCCGUGUUCGCAUUACACCAGUAACUGGUCGUGACGCAGACAGCCUUACCGCUUCUAUCAUUCCGAAAUCGCGUGGCAAUACCACAGUCGCUGAGAUCGCUGCUCGCCGUGCCACUUUCCAAGGAGGAACCUCUUUUGGAUACCUAGACGAGAACUUCCAAUGGUUCGAAUUCGACCAGACGCUCAAUGCUAGCGAGGCAUUCGACUCGUUCACCAUUCGCGUCAAUGAUGACACCUACGACAAUGGCGGCACAGGCGGAUACCCUGUGAAUGCCGAUAUUCUAUACCAAGAUGCGCAGUCCUGUGUCGCCUGGGACGCAGCUAAGCAGGAAGGCACUUUGACCAUCACUGCUGCUGUAUCCAAGGCACUUCUCAGGGGUGGCGCCACUCCACAGAUCAAUGUUGUGAAGAAGAACAAGAUUCAGGGCAACUUCAUUCCUCGCUUGCGACCAGAGACCAUCCCUAUGACUCGUGCAAGCAAAGAGACUGCAGAGUACGUCUACUUUACUGCCUCAACAAUCUUGUCCGCUGAUGGACUCGCCCCUACGGUUGACAUUGAAGUUGGUGACUCCAAGGUGGAGUACAUCACGACAACUGGUCUUACUCAGCAAGAGUGCGCUUCGUUAUAG
This is a messenger RNA of Alternaria burnsii, 1593 nucleotides long. RefSeq names its product heme peroxidase. The transcript is spliced from 2 exons. The coding region runs from base 1 to 1593 and encodes 530 amino acids. Gene Ontology annotation, molecular function: heme binding; peroxidase activity. Gene Ontology annotation, biological process: response to reactive oxygen species; hydrogen peroxide catabolic process; cellular response to oxidative stress. NCBI's taxonomy places the organism in Eukaryota, Fungi, Ascomycota, Dothideomycetes, Pleosporales, Pleosporaceae. The record is from RefSeq and is a predicted model, not a curated record.